Messenger RNA from Chiloscyllium plagiosum (whitespotted bambooshark), 2062 nucleotides. The record is from RefSeq and is a predicted model, not a curated record. NCBI's taxonomy places the organism in Eukaryota, Metazoa, Chordata, Chondrichthyes, Orectolobiformes, Hemiscylliidae.
UGGCGGAGUGCCCUGGGGCUGGGAUUGAGACCAGCCCCUAUCAUGUACCGUCCUGUUCUGACUCUCACCUGCUCCUUUCUACUUCCCUAACCGGGAUUGAUCGUGAGAGGGGCCCGGGAUUUGCAGCUCCCCAUGUAUUCCCAGAACCCAGUCUGGAUGCUGGCCUUGGCACUGAUAUUCCCAGGUAUCAGUGGUGUUGCUGCCGUUGAUAUUUACACCAGUGGGAAUGUUGAAGCUCGGAAUGGCACAGAGAAACGUCUGAAAUGCACCUUUCAGUCCAGUUCUCCUGUCAGCAAGCGAACUACUGUCACCUGGCACUUUCGACACCCUGACAGCAGCAAUGAGGAGUCUGUCUUUUACUAUCACGAGGAGCCAUUUCCACCUUCUGGAGGUCGCUUUAAGGAUCGUAUAUCCUGGUCUGGCAACAUUUGGAAAAAGGAUGGAUCGAUCACGAUCAGUAAUCUGCAAUUCACAGACAAUGGAACUUUUUUGUGCAGUGUGAAGAAUCCCCCAGAUGUACAUGGUGUCGCUGGAGAAAUCAAACUGAGUGUUGUCCAUAAAGUCACGUACUCUGAGAUGAUGAUCCUGGGGAUUGUGAUUGGCUGUGCCACUGGCCUGGUCGUGCUGAUUGUUAUUGCUGUAGUUGGUGUUCAACUUCUCCGUAAGAACCAGGCGCAGCAGGAGGAGGAAGAGAUGGAGUAUGUGGAGGAGAAGGAACUCAAUUACGAACAUCAGAACGGCAUCCUUUGCUAUGCUGUAUAUUCAGAUCCGGAUCCCAAGAAAGGUUCAUCAGUAAUGAGGAUUCUCCACUAUCAGUCUGAAGUCUUUCCUGCUCACAGUGGCCCCUUCAAGGAUCGAGUCCUGUGGAACGGGGAUGUUACAAAAGGAAAUGCUUCCAUCAUCCUGAAGAAUUUAACACAGAAUGACAACGGGACAUUCAGUUGUAUGGUACAGAACCCGCCAGAUGUAAGCAGUGAGAUGCCGAGCACUGUCCUCACUGUCACUGAGAGAGAGCUCCCAUUUCGCCUCAGUGUGGCUGUCGUUCUGGUUCUGCUGGUGGUGAUUCCGUCUCUGCUGGUGGUCACAGUGCACCUGCUGUGGAUGGGCAAGAGGUUCGGGUUCUAUGGAGUCAACUCCAAAAACACAUCAAUAGAGGUCCUCGAGGGGCGGUUUAUCAAUACCAUGAUCUUUUAUUUCUCAGCAGUCUUUUCGAAAAGCUGCAAUGAACAUCGACAGUAUGACCAGCUGUUACCUGCUCAGACAGCUCAGUCUCUGAGAAACCUCCAGCUCUGCCCUUAUCACACCAACUUUUUCUAUUCCUUUAAGUCACGUGUUGGCCACACCAGGACUGAUGAAGGUGAAAGUGACCAGGGAAACAGGAUCUGUUUCUGCUGUGUAUCAUGUUUCCAGGAAUCUGAUGAGGAAGAUGAAGAUUUCCAUCGCUUUUACCCAGCAUCUGAAUCAGUUACAUAGUUUGACAUAUUUUAUGAUCCCACCUUUAUCAGUAAGACCAUCCCUGGGACUCUACACUGAUUGAAGAGUUUGUCUGAAGAUGGUGUGUGGGAUUAUAUAAUAGUGUCAACUUUCACUGAUACAAAGGGAACAGCUUUGUUACUCGUAUUCCUUACACAUCUUGUCAUUAUUCAUACUCCAAGGGAGUGCUUAAAGUUCUUGUUGAUCAUCUAAUGAUCUCAGCAAUGUUUUACCGAAGAGAAGUUAGUGUUUCAGAAUGAAAGGUCAUCAUCCCAAACUAUUCCCUUCGCUUCUGCCUCCACAAACCCAUUGUGAAUUUCCAACCUUUUCUGUUUUUAUUUCAGAUUCCCAGUGUCUGCAGUAUUUUGCUUCUGUCUUAGAAGCCUGUUAUUGAGGGAAAAGGAAGAGCGUGAAUCCAAUCCUUCAGAAAUCAAUAGUCCAACCCAGCUGGAGGAUUGUGUUCAGUUCUGGGGUGAAAGAUGGUGGAGCUCAGUGAAGGCACAGGGACAUUCUGUAUGUGAGAAACAUGAGAAUGACGAGACAGAGGGUAGGUCCGAUCAAGGACAGUAGUGGGAGACUGUGUAUUGAG